Molecule: messenger RNA, 2298 nt
Organism: Alligator sinensis (Chinese alligator)
Lineage: Eukaryota; Metazoa; Chordata; Crocodylia; Alligatoridae
Gene: FOXJ2
Product: forkhead box J2
Exons: 12
Coding region: 285-1916 (543 amino acids)
Biological process (GO): regulation of transcription by RNA polymerase II
Cellular component (GO): nucleus
Molecular function (GO): DNA-binding transcription factor activity, RNA polymerase II-specific; RNA polymerase II cis-regulatory region sequence-specific DNA binding
Source: RefSeq, a predicted model, not a curated record
UAGCUGGUGGCGGCGCCCCUGGGAUGGGGCCCAGCGGAGGAGCGUGAAGGGCUGCCCCCCAAAAAGCCAGCGCUGGACACCAGCCCCCUCCCUGCAGACAAUCUUCCAGACAGAACCUUUGGCUUUGGUGCUGAAAAUGCUAGAAGGGAGACUUCACAGACAGAUAUCCAUAUUGCACCAGCACUGAAGAGCUUGACUUGAAGAAAUAAUUCCCUCCAUGCAGCUGUGAGAUAGGAAUGGCUUUUGGUCAUUCCUAAUCAAGAGACGCUCUUACUUCCGGCAUCAUGGCCUCUGACCUGGAAAGCAGCCUGACUUCCAUAGACUGGCUCCCCCAGCUCACCUUGCGAGCUACUAUUGAGAAACUAGGGGGUUCCUCACAGUCAGGACCCCCAGGGGCUGCACGAAAGUGCCCCCCUGGAUCCCCCACUGACCCUAACGCCACUCUGAGUAAGGAUGAGGCUGCAGUGCACCAAGACGGGAAGCCACGUUACAGCUAUGCCACGCUGAUCACAUAUGCCAUCAACUCGUCACCUGCCAAGAAGAUGACACUCAGCGAGAUCUAUCGUUGGAUCUGCGACAACUUCCCCUACUACAAGAAUGCUGGUAUCGGAUGGAAGAACUCCAUUCGCCACAACCUGUCUCUAAAUAAAUGUUUCCGGAAGGUGCCUCGGCCGAGAGAUGAUCCUGGGAAGGGUUCUUACUGGACAAUAGACACCUGUCCAGAUAUUUCUCGCAAGAGGCGGCACCCUCCAGAUGAUGAUAUACCACAGGACUCCCCAGAGCAAGAGGCAAGCAAGAGCCCCCGGGGGGCUGUCCCAGUCAGCACAGAAGCUUCUCUUCCCCCCGAGGCCACCCCCCAACUAUCACUGCAGACCACCAGCCCCAUUGCUAACUACAGUCAACAGGGUGCGGGGCCUGUGGAUGCAGCAUCCACUGUGGCAGGGGGUCAGGGCCGCGAAGGGGCAGAUGUACCACCCCCACUCUACAGCACCAACCAUGACUUCAAGUUCUCCUACUCUGAGAUCAACUUCCAGGACCUGAGCUGGUCCUUCCGAAACCUCUACAAAUCCAUGCUGGAGAAAUCCUCCUCUUCCCAGCACGGUUUCUCUUCUCUCCUUGGUGACAUGCAGCCCUCCAACCACAACUACUACAUGUACCACCAGCAGCAGCAGGGCCCUUCAUCAGUGGGUGCUGCUCCCCAACUCCACACCCCCAACCCAGAGGGCUGCCCACCCCAGGGGGGUAAACAGCAGGGGGGUGAUGGUUAUGGCCCCCCACCUGUGAUGUCCAUGCACCCGCCCCCGAUGCAGCAUGGAGGAUACCACCAGCACCAACAGCACCACCCGCACUCCCACCCGCAGCAACAGCAGCAGCACCAACAGCAACAGCAGCAGUCACAGGCUUCAAUCAACAGUGCUGGCUUUGCAUUUCCCCCCGACUGGUGCUCCAGUAUUGAUUCCCUGAAGGAAAGCUUCAAGAUGGUGAACCGGCUGAACUGGUCUAGCAUUGAAAACUCCCAGUUCUCAGAGCUGAUGGAGAGCCUGCGCCAGGCGGAGCGGAAGAACUGGACCCUGGAUCAGCACCACAUUGCCAACCUCUGUGACUCCCUCAAUCACUUUCUCACCCAGACUGGUCAGCUCCCUCACUUGGGGGGCCCACAGCAGCCCCCCCGGAUCUCUGAUUCUUGUGCCCUGAAUAGCGGCAAGCAGGAGCAGUCCAUGAAUCAAGUGAAUUCUUAUGGUCAACCCCAACCUCCCCAUCUCUUCUCUGGGCCAUCUCCUAUGUACCAGAUUUCCACCCAGGACUCUCCAGGAUAUAAUCGCCCAGCACACCACCUGGUCCCUCGGCCUCCUGGGCCUCCGCCAGGCGCCAAUGAGGAAAUACCUGACGAUUUCGACUGGGACUUGAUCACCUAGUGCGUUACAGACUCAAGAGCCCCUCCUUUGUGAGGGUCAAGGGAGGGAAGGGGGCGUGGGGUGAAAGAUCAUAGGACCGGCUACCCCAGCCUCCCUGCCUUGCCUGUAUAUAGAUAUAUAUUCUCUAUCUCUGCCAGAGAAGCCACCGCAAGAUGCUGCCGAAGAUAAUCCUUCCUUGCGUCCUGUUUUACCUUUUUCUUCUUUUGUUUAUUAUAAUAAUAAUUAUUAUUAUCAAUAAUUGAGCACGGCCCGCCCCCGCUGGCCUCAGACGCACCAGAGCAGCUCUCCCACGUUGGGUGGUGAACUGCGUGAGGUGGAGGGCGGAGAGAUGGCUCCUUGGUGCCAUGAGAAGACCUAGGAAGGCUGAAUCCUCGAGUGCAUC